Messenger RNA from Manduca sexta (tobacco hornworm), 6152 nucleotides. It is a transcript of the gene Galphas, whose product is annotated as guanine nucleotide-binding protein G(s) subunit alpha. Gene Ontology annotation, cellular component: heterotrimeric G-protein complex. Gene Ontology annotation, biological process: adenylate cyclase-activating dopamine receptor signaling pathway; sensory perception of chemical stimulus. Bases 744 to 1886 code for a protein of 380 amino acids. NCBI's taxonomy places the organism in Eukaryota, Metazoa, Arthropoda, Insecta, Lepidoptera, Sphingidae. The record is from RefSeq and is a predicted model, not a curated record. The transcript has 10 exons. Gene Ontology annotation, molecular function: G protein-coupled receptor binding; GTPase activity; G-protein beta/gamma-subunit complex binding.
AAUAUCAAAGCAGGCGACAUGUUGAUUUUUUUCUAUAGGUUCUGUGAAGCCGAUACGGAUCCGCUGUCAUUGCUACAAAAUGUCUUUGUAGAUAUCAGGGUGUAGGUCAUUUAAUUGUACACUUAUUAACCAAUUCGUGCUAAUUAUCGUAUGUAAAACGUAUCGUAAAGAAAAAGAAGAGGAUCAACUCCACCCGAGAGAGGGGUGUGUAUGCAGUGAUAGACGGAUAUAGAUUUGUAUCAAAAUAAUUCGAAGCUAUUUAUAAAUAUUAUUUUCUCGGCAUUUACUUAUGUUCAAACGUUAAUAGUAACGUCUGGUCUAUAAUUAAACCGUGAAAGUUUAUAAAUAUUACGGUGUUAAAUGGUGGAUGUGCUAGUAGGUUCAGUCUGUUAGUGCGAACGGUUGCCAUUUUUUCGCUUGGAUAUAAUCCCGUGCAGUGAUAUCGGGGCGGCUGCGGCGAGCGCAAGGCGGCGCUCGGGGGUGAGGCCGCGGCGCGAGUGCUCCCUGUGAAGUGCUGUGGUGGUUUUCAGGUAGAGAUGCAACUAGUGUCAGUGAAGUCGAGAUAAUAGACGUGCGUGUCGUGUGUCCGUGGUGAGAGAGAUGCGGGCGCAGUGAGGGGCCAGGGCGACACCACGGCUUCGUCAGUGGCGGGUGGCGCGCGGGGAGCCGAGUCUCCUUCGCAGGCCAACCAGGACGCGGUGGACAACGCCACGCCCACCUGCUGGUGGGCGGCGUGGUCCGCGAUGGGUUGCUUCGGCUCGCCGGGCGGCAAGAGCAGCGAUGGGGACGACAUCAAGAAGCAGAAACGGCGCAGCGACGCCAUCACCAGGCAGCUGCAGAAGGAUAAGCAGCUAUAUCGCGCGACUCACCGGCUGCUGCUGCUCGGCGCCGGCGAGUCCGGCAAGUCGACCAUCGUGAAGCAGAUGCGCAUUUUGCACGUGAACGGCUUCUCGGACAAGGAGCGCCGCGAGAAGAUAGAGGACAUCAAGAAGAACAUACGCGAUGCGAUACUUACGAUCACCGGUGCAAUGAGCACCCUGACACCGCCCAUACCGCUGGAGAAGCCAGAGAACAAGGCGCGCGUCGACUAUAUACAAGACGUGGCGUCCCAACCGGACUUCGACUACCCGGCGGAGUUCUACGAACACACCGAGGCGCUGUGGAAGGACCUCGGCGUGCAGCGCACCUACGAGCGCAGCAACGAGUACCAGCUCAUCGACUGCGCCAAGUAUUUCCUGGACCAGGUGCAUAUAAUAAAGCAACCGGACUACACGCCCACCGAGCAGGACAUCCUGCGUUGUCGCGUGCUCACCUCGGGCAUAUUCGAGACUCAGUUCGUUGUCGACAAAGUCAAUUUCCACAUGUUCGACGUGGGCGGGCAGCGCGACGAGCGGCGCAAGUGGAUCCAGUGCUUCAACGACGUCACCGCCAUCAUCUUCGUCACGGCCUGCUCCUCCUACAACAUGGUGCUGCGCGAGGAUCCCACGCAGAACCGCCUGCGGGAGUCGCUCGACCUCUUCAAAAGCAUAUGGAAUAAUAGAUGGCUGCGCACGAUAUCCGUGAUCCUGUUCCUGAACAAGCAGGACCUGCUGGCGGAGAAGGUGCUGGCGGGCAAGUCGCGGCUGGAGGAGUACUUCAGCGAGUUCGCGCGCUACCAGACGCCGCCCGACGCCGCGCCCGACGCGCGCGACCCGCCCGACGUCGCGCGCGCCAAGUACUUCAUACGCGACGAGUUCCUCCGCAUCAGCACGGCGAGCGGCGACGGCAAGCACUACUGCUACCCGCACUUCACCUGCGCCGUCGACACCGAGAACAUCAAGCGCGUGUUCAACGACUGCCGCGACAUCAUCCAGCGCAUGCACCUGCGCCAGUACGAGCUGCUCUAACCGCCGACACGCCCUGGCCCGAAACACCGCCGCACACAUACACCGAUGAAGCGAGGCGCGGGCGCGUAGUGGCGGACGCGGCGUGCGGUCGCGUCGCUGCGCCCGCGCUCGUCCAGCGUCGCCCACUGUGAUCUCUCACGCAAACACCACGUUUGAUUCGUUUGCGAUCCGUUUAUAUAUCAUACUUAUAUCACCUGGUAAGAUAUCUAAUGUCUUAUAUAAGUUGCCAAUAGUAUGUCGCGUCCUUACACGUAUUGCAACUAUUUUGUUAUAUUAUUUAGAUGAUUAUUACGUGCUUUUUAAUUCUACUUGUGAAGUAAUAAUCGGAAACGAAUCAAACAUCGAUAAGCGCUCAAUGCACUCCCAAUGGUGUUUCCGAACGUCCGGGUUAUCGCGAUGCUGGCAACUUAACGCGAAAACAUCGCUGCUUUUUUAAUUUAUUUUUAUUUUCGUCAGCAAUGACUAUGAAUUUUUAUAGUGAUAUCGACUUCCCGAUUUUGAAAUUGGGAGUAUUCGUGACUUAGAGGAUUAUAUAUUUUACGUGCAAUAUGAUUUUGAGCGCAAUAUUAUGAUAAUAAAACGGUACUUUUGUUAAAAUGCAGCACCUAAAGCUAUGUUGUCGACACUGAAUAGUGAUGUCACAUCAUUUAAAUUAUCGAUAUUGAGAUAUCGAAAUUUCAUUAAUACUGGUCAUAAAUGGCCACAUCGGUCUGGUAAUAAAAUGAACGGAUGUUCCAGCAAUACAAUCGACGAAUUGAAUAAGUGUGUGACAAAAUUAUCAUGCUAGGGGUGUUCCAGAUAUUCGACAUUUAGUGAAUGAGUGUUCGACAAUUAAAAGGAAUGUGUCGUGGUUAGGGCGUCGCACGGCGCGCCGACGAGCGGUGUCGAUAGUCGAUACACUUUUAUAUUAAGGAUCAUCGAUGUUCAUCGGUUUAUCGAGGCUAGUUCAUAGUAUUCCUUUCUGUAUCUCCGUAGAAGAAGCAGGCUUUUAACAAUACGCGUUAAGCUAUAUUUUUUGUUAUUAACAAUGCAUAUCAAAUAAUCGAUUGCAAGCAUGUUUACGCUCAAAUUAGGCAAUUUCCCCCGUUCUAUUUAUUUAAAUAACGUCCAAAUAAGCCGCACACAAAUUAGUGAAUUAUACAUUGUUUUGUAUAGCUGUUUCUCGUAACAUUGUUUCUGUAUAUUUUUGAGUACAGAUUUUCUUUAAGAUCGUUCUUUACUAAUUAUAAUUUUAUUUCUUUUUUAAUAGGUUAUAUUUUAUUUUUGUUUUUACGAACUGUCUUCCAUAAUUAUGUUUAGUUGUUAAUUGUUUUACUGGUCGAUGUAACAGCUACGUUUAUAUUUAGCACAAUUUAUUUGACUAAAGUGAAAAAAAUAUUGAAAAAAUGUUAACAAAAAUGGAGUGUUUUGCUGUAGGUAACUUAGGUUAUACAUAUGAGCUUCUAGUUUUAUUGUAAGGCCCAAAGAUGAGAGUUAAAAUGUCGUAUUUGAUGCGAUUAAGCGAAUAUAUAUGUUUAGCAGUAUUUCACAUUUUUUAUUUUCAAAGAUUCUAUAAUAUUUUUUUCGAGGACACGUGUUUUUAGCCUUAAGUACAAACUGUUACUAACAUAUUCGCAUUAUUAACUUAGUGGAUAUUUAUAAAAUUGGUUUAUGUACUUACAAUACGCUAUUUUAAGUGAAUUUGAUCUAUAUCUAUCGUUAUUAUGAUGAAUCUUAUGAUUAUUUUGGUUUUUAGUUAUUGCAUAGUGGAUAUGUGUUUUAUUUUCUUGUUUUAAUAUAUUUAGAGGCGUUCGUGAUGUCGACGAAGCUGUUGGUUUAUAAUCGCAUCACUGACGCUUGAAUUGAACAACUAAUAAAUUAUUGUUAUAAUAUUUUGUUUAUGUUAUCCGUAUAUGGUCCUUAAUAUAAGAAUGAUGGAUUUUUCAUGUGCCAUAUGUAUAAGUUGGCGGAAACACCAUGUUACCAUAAUUAUCUCGAUUCUGAAUUGCGAUUCCUUCCUAUAAUGUGUAAAGUAACAAAUCGCUAUAUUUUGCUUUCUAAUAGUAACACUUCUCGUUAUUUUUCUUUAAAUAUAACUAUAUUGAAAUUGUAUUUUUCUUUUUUUUUUGUGUAAGGUUAAGUUACACUUUGAAUGUAAGUAGGGAAGAAUAUAACGUACAUUUUAAUACAUAAUAUGAAUAUAUGUUAAAAUCAUUCGCUCAGUUGCGUCCGGAGGUCGUCCUGCACAUGUUAUUUUAUAUCGAAUUUACACAUUUCACUUUUAUAUAUCCUCAAACAGUUUAUACAAGAUGUAAACAAUGGUUUCGUAAAUCUAUCAUAUCACUUAAGUAUUACACGUCGAUAAAUAGUGAACACUAUUGGGGUAAUAUCCUCUCGAUAGCACAAACUCCUGCGCAAACGCAUCACUAUCAAUUUAGGUUACAAUAGUUGUGAAUAUCGAUACUCGCAUUAUCGAUUCGAUAACUGCACUGCUCAAAUAUGGAAUACGAUUUCCAGCCACUUCACUUUAAAGUACUUACAAAAACUAAUAAUUUACGGAAAUCAUGUAUUUUUUAGGAAUUUUAGAAAUUCUACUUUUUGACUGUUUUUUCAGACGACCUCCAGUCACAAAAUUCAUUAUAGGCAUACAUUGUGUAAUUAAAAUUAACAUGGCAUCUUUAAUACUUAUUGUAUAUGUAACUUAAAAAGUAAAACUAUUCGGUAGCUAUAUAAGUAAGUUUCAGUGUCUGGACUUCAGGCGGGCGAGGAAACGGCAGAGUUUAGCGAACAGUGUAAAAAUAUCGAAAAUAAAAACAGCUAUGACUAAAGUCAAACGGUCAUUCAGCAGUCAACAGUCAUUCCCAGUCCUUUAUCGAUAUUAAAUAAUAUCGAUAAAAUUGUCCAACUGUUCGCUAUCAAUAAAGUCGGUUACCAAAAAGCCCCCGCCUAUUCGGGCGUAGCGGAACAAUACAGAAAGUCGUUUAUAAUAAUAAGUAGACUGCUGACGUUGUGAAAUCCCUCCCUCUGUUCAUAUCGAUGACGUUAUUCCGGGUCUCUAAGGGCUUGGUUUUAACAUGUUCCCAUUGCCGAAUUCGAUAGAUAUUGCAUAUUUCCGUUCUACGCAAUAUUGGUGAACAUAUUUUUAGUUGUUGAUAUCGAUAACUAUCCGUGAUUUUUUUGCGAUUAACGAAAUAAGGCUCAAUAUUUAACGGAUUUUGGUUAAAUAAUGUUUAGUGAAUAUCGAUUCGAUUUUGUCAUGUCUGUCGAAUUCGAUAAUCGAUCGGCUGGUACAGACCCCGACCCCGGCCCGCGCCCCCCACUAUCCACCCCUCUACGAUUUAAGUGAACGCAAUAACAAGUGAGUCAUGUAAUAUGUAUAAAGGUAGCUUAGAAAAUAAUUUUCUAUGUUUUUCGAUAUUUAGACAAAAUAAUGCCUGUGUCGUGAUGUAUUGGGAGGUGGCCGGUACGCCCGCGCAGUACAUCUCUAGCGUAGUGUUUACGGUACUUUGUUUCGCGCGAUCGGAUCAUUGACUAGUAGAUAUGUAACGUCCGUUGCCAAUAACCAAAUAGUAUUGAACGAUUCCUCCUUUUUUAAAUAUAUCUUCAUAGCAGAUAAGUGUAUGUACGUGCGCACAAUAUGUGAGAGUGGUGUCGAGUACAGUUUUGUUCACACAAAGCGCAGCGCGUGCUGCAAAUAUUUUUGGUAAUGUUUUACCUGUCUCGUCUCUCGGCCCGGUCUCAGUAGAGGUACGUCGGUGGCAUUUAAUUAGUGCUCAUAGUGUACUCUCCGUUGUAGCACGGCCUGUAUCGUUCUCUCGACUCGUAUCGUUCCGUAGGCCGUUUGUUUUUGUAAUCUAUAGUGGCGUAUGUUUUGUAGCCUAGCUGAUGACACUUUGUUUAGAACCUAUUCCAGGUCGCACGUUAGACACUGAAUUCAUUGCCGACGGACUGCGGAUUGCGGUGUAUUUACUCUUAAUACCUACGUUUAAAUAUAUAUUAAAAAUCUAUAUUUUUAACAAAUUUAAUUUUAAAUAAUAUACCUAAUUAAUGAAAUUCCUAAAGAUAAAAAAGAAAUUUUUAAUAUUUAUGUGUAUAAGUAGUGUGUACUGCGAAGUGAUUAUAAAAUAACAAACGCUUAUAAUUUUCAUAGUCUCCACAGAUUCGUGCAGAGUAUGUAUAAUUUACUGUCCAUGAAUAAUUAAUCUAUAACUGAUGUGUACAAAAAUCAGUAUGUUUCAGGCAUUUUGAAUCCGACUUAAUGUAUGUAAAAAUAAAUGUUGUUUUAAA